UAUUUAGUGGGAGAGUUCAGCGUGAAUUUUGUCUCGUGUCUUUUAAAUUGAAAUAUCAAUUUAUGUGUUUAGGUGUUGUGAUUGCGAAGUUAUUUCGUGCUAUAUUCAGAUCCUAAAAAUGAACUCUGCAUAACUGUGGGCACUGCUAGAGAUAAUUUGUAUAAGUUCCCUUCCUCUGUCCCUGUUAGCAUCCUUCUUUAUCAUCUGAAGACAAGGGGAUGCUGGCGGAGUUUCUGGUUCCUUGGAAACAUUUUCUGUAUUCAGAGUGGCUAUGAUGCUGUUGCUUAUCUCUUAUUUUUGAUUUUGAAGUUUUGAUGUGCAUAAAUGUGCUUCUUAGUAUGUAUGUGUAACAUCUGGAUAAACAAUAAAUAACAAUAAAUGAAUGUUUGUAUUACUAAGGAAACUUUAUUUGGUGAUAUCAACUGUUAGGUCCUAGAGAUUAAGUGAUAGAAAUGUCAGAGAAUUAUAUUUUAGGGUCAGAUGAAUGAAAAGAUUAAGAUAUGAUUUAAAUUUGGUUGGUAGAAUUAAAAUAUGAGAUAAAUUAGAUACUAAAGGAUAAAAAGAUUACAAUAUGAGAAACCCGCUAAAGGUGAGCCAUGGGAGACUUAAUAUAUAUAAGCAUGUAAGAUAAAGAAGAAAAAAAAAAUGGAAGAUAGGAAGGCAGAGAAGAGACACCCAUAGGUAUAGGAUCUAAGUAACCCUUGCAACCUUAGAUUUUCUGCUAUAAUUGAUUUAAAUGUUUGUUGAAAUUCAUGAAUGAAUGUGUUUAGGGUUCAAUUUAGAAUUGAAAUAAAGUUAUGCAUAAUUAGUGAUUCCAUAAGAGGAUUUUAAAAAUGUUCUCUUCUAACUUCUCUGGAAGCUGAAAUGCAUAAGUUGAUUUUACCUUGUCGGAGAAACUCAAUUCAUUUUACCUUAAUUCGUCUCUCCUUCUUAUUUUCUUCACUUAGAAGUGUUUACUGAGAAAUUUAUCUAAAUUUCAAUGGUUUUAUCUUGUUGUCUUAGAAUUUAACGUUUGAAGAGAUAGUGUCUUGCCCUCAAGAGCAGAAUAUAUAAUUUCUUAUAUGGAACUUAAAUAAUCAAAACACGAGAAAAAAUCUCUCUCUAAUUAGUCUUAUGUGGAAACUUGUAGAAUAUUAAGUGGUCGAACUGUAAAUUUAGUCUAGUAUUUUUAUGUUUCUUAUUUUACGUAUAAUCUCAGCUGUAUCUAGACUUACACGUAAGUCACGAUCUUCCACCAUAACAUAACUUUUCAAAGAACUACUUGUAUGUGAAUGAAAAUGUUUUUCAAUUUUGCCAUUUUACUAUGAAUUUAGACAUUAGAAUUAACUGAAUAUUUGUCGCUUUUGGUCCCAUUUAUCAUGCUCAAAUGUUCACCAUUUUUUGUCUUAUAGAAAUCUAUUCAAUGCUAUGUGUAUGAAUUGUUUACCCAGACUUUUAAUAGCAGUUUGAUCAUCAGAUCAAUUGCAUAAGAAACCUUUGGUUACAAUUGGUGAAUUAUCUAAUGGUUGGGAAUUCUUCUGCAGCUAGUAAUAGUGGAAGAAAGUCAGUAAUUUCAAUGUACUUGAGGAGAAUACAAUGCAGGAGAGAUCGAUUGUGGGCUUUGGUGUUGCAGCCAUCAAAAUACUUCUUUAGGCCAAGAUUCUCUGAUCAUCAAUACUUUCAAUCUUUGUCCCCAAAGACUGCUGUGGAAGAGUAUGGUUCACAUGGCAGGAUCAUCAGAGAACGUCUUUUAGGUUCAUAUUCAUGUAAACAUAGUUCUUCUACAAUUACUUUUGCUGCUCGGGACAAAAGGCCUAGUUUAUGUCAUAACAGUACUCAGUUACGUGCCUAUAGUUCUGAAAGUGAUGGAAGAAAUGCAAGUGAGGAUAAACAAGAACAUGUUAAUGAUGGAACCAACUUUGAUAACAGGCAGAAUCAACAAGAGAAGUUUGGGAAAGAGGUUGAGUACUGCAAUGCACAUGCACGACUUGGAGAACAGGAACAAGAGGAAUGGCUUAAUAAUCAGAGGCUAACUAUAGAAAAUAAAAGGAGAGAAUCACCAUUUUUGACAAGGAGGGAUAAGUUUAAAAAUGAGUUCAGAAGAAGAAUUAUUCCUUGGGAAAAAAUAAAUAUUUCCUGGGACACAUUUCCUUAUCAUAUUCAUGAAAAUACAAAAAAUCUUCUUGUGGAAUGUGCUGCUUCCCAUUUGAGACAUAAUAAGUGUGCUUCAACUUUUGGUACUCGGCUCUCAUCUUCAAGUGGGAGAAUAUUGCUUGAGAGCAUUCCUGGCACUGAGCUGUAUCGUGAGAGAUUGGUUAGAGCUCUUGCACAAGAUUUACAAGUUCCUCUUUUAGUGCUCGAUAAUAGCAUCCUUGCUCCUUAUGACAUUGAUGAUGAUUUAUCAUCGGUCUACGAGUCUGAUGAUGAUAAUGCAGAGUCUGGGAAGGAGGGUUCUCUCGAAUCAGAGAAUGAUGAUGAUAAUGAAGUCAGCAAUGAAGAAGAGUGGUUUAGCAGUACAGAGGCAAAGUCAGAUGCAAGAGACAAUGAAGAGGCUAGCAGUACAGAGAUUGUGGCUGGAGAAUCUGAGAGUUCCGAAUCCUCCAAGUCUAAUUCUAAUGAUACCAAAUCUUCUGAUAAGUCUGGAUGCCAGCUAAAGAAAGGUGACCGUGUGAGGUACACUGGGCCAUCUGUUCAAGUUACAGACGAGGAUAGACCUUUAACUAAUGGUCAGAGAGGAGAGGUAUAUGAGGUCAAUGGCGUUCGAGUUGCAGUCAUCUGGGAUAUUAAUGAAGACAAGGUCAACGAGGGUGAGGUGGAGAACCCCAGUGAUGAUCAUACCAAACCCCCGAUUUAUUGGAUUCAUGUUAAGGACAUUGAGAAUGAUCUUGAUGCUCAAUCACAGGAUUGCUACAUUGCUGUGGAGGCUUUGUGUGAGGUUUUGCGUAGAAAACAGCCUCUUAUUGUCUAUUUUCCUGACAGUUCACAUUGGUUACAUAAAUCAGUUCCUAAGUCAAACAAAAAUGAGUUUUUUCAUAAGGUUGAGGAGAUGUUUGACCAGUUAUCUGGUCCUAUAAUAUUGAUUUGUGGGCAAAAUAAAGUUCAGUCAGAAUCAAAUGAGAAAGAACAAUUUACAAUGAUACUACGAUACCUUGGACGUGUGGCUAAGUUGCCUCUUUCUCUGAAGCGUUGGGCUGAGCAAAUUAAAGGGGACAUGACAUCAGAAGAUGACGAAAUUAGCAAGUUCUUUUCUAAUGUUCUGAGUAUACAUCCAGCCGAGGAUGAGAAUCAGCUGACAACAUUCAAGAAACAACUUGAAGAAGAUAAAAAAAUCGUGACUUCACGUAGUAAUUUGAGUAUACUACGGAAGGUUCUCGAAGAACAUCAGCUAUCAUGCAUUGACCUUUUACAUUUAAAUACUGAUGGCAUCGUUUUGACAAAGCUCGAAGCAGAAAAAGUAGUAGGCUGGGCAAAAAAUCACUACUUGUCGUCAUGCUUGANUCCUUCUGUUAAAGGAGAAAGAUUGUNNCUACCUCGUGAAAGUCUUGAAAUUGCAGUCUCAAGAUUGACAAGCCAGGAAACAAUGUCACGGGAGUCUUCUCAGAGCCUCAAGAACCUUGCAAAGGAUGAGUAUGAGAGCAAUUUCAUUUCAUCUGUAGUACCUCCUGGUGAAAUAGGGGUGAAGUUUGAUGACGUAGGUGCUCUUGAAGAUGUGAAAAAGGCACUUCAUGAACUCGUAAUUCUUCCAAUGAGAAGGCCAGAGCUUUUCUCUCGAGGAAAUCUUUUACGGCCCUGUAAAGGAAUAUUACUUUUUGGUCCUCCUGGCACUGGUAAGACCCUUCUGGCGAAGGCACUUGCAACUGAAGCUGGUGCAAAUUUUAUUAACAUAACUUGUUCGACCCUUACUUCAAAGUGGUUUGGAGAAGAUGAAAAACUAACCAAAGCGCUUUUCUCAUUUGCCAGCAAACUUGCUCCUGUCAUUAUAUUUAUUGAUGAAGUUGACAGUUUGCUUGGUGCUAGAGGUGGUGCUUCUGAGCAUGAGGCCACCAGAAGAAUGAGGAAUGAAUUCAUGGCAGCCUGGGAUGGAUUGAGGUCAAAAGAACACCAACGAAUCCUUAUUCUUGGUGCAACAAACCGGCCAUUUGAUCUUGAUGAUGCUGUUAUUCGUCGUUUACCAAGAAGGAUAUAUGUUGAUUUACCCAAUGCUGAAAAUCGGUUGAAGAUUUUAAGCAUCUUUCUAGCACAAGAAAAUUUGGAUUCUGAAUUUCAGUUAGACAAACUUGCUAACUUGACUGAUGGAUACUCGGGAAGCGAUUUGAAGAACCUCUGCAUUGCUGCAGCGUAUAGACCUGUUCAAGAGCUCUUAGAGAAUGAAAAGAAGAAAGCCAGUAAUGAUGGUACAGCUUCAAUACUAAGACCUCUCAAUUUGGAUGAUUUUGUUCAGUCAAAAACCAAGGUGGGUCCAUCAGUUGCGCAUGAUGUAACAAGCAUGACUGAGUUGAGGAAGUGGAAUGAAAUGUUUGGAGAAGGUGGUAACAGGACAAAAUCACCAUUUGGAUUUGGGAGCUAAUUUUGACACUUUCAUCUCUAACAUAUCACCAAUGCUUUUGAGCAAAGCAUUAGAUAGAUUCAUCUUUUAUACUUUUCAAAGGGCCUCUGCAUUCCCAUCACUUGCCAAAUUAUUCAUACGGCUGUGUUUCAAGUUCUCCAUUUUGAGCUGACUUGAGUAUUCAGUUAAAUGCGUUGUAAUGAAAUGUAGGUAGCCUCUAAUUUUGUCUAGGGAAUGUGCAAUCUUAUGCUUAUCAACAGGUGUAAUUUCCCCAAUUAUAUAUAUUUAUUUUUUGGCAGUGUUUAUUUAUUAAUAA
Vigna radiata var. radiata (mung bean) is the source of this 4841-nucleotide messenger RNA. RefSeq lists its product as uncharacterized. The transcript is spliced from 23 exons. Bases 1502 to 4546 code for a protein of 1014 amino acids. Gene Ontology annotation, molecular function: ATP hydrolysis activity; ATP binding. Gene Ontology annotation, cellular component: mitochondrial outer membrane. The record is from RefSeq and is a predicted model, not a curated record. Lineage: Eukaryota; Viridiplantae; Streptophyta; Magnoliopsida; Fabales; Fabaceae.